This is a messenger RNA of Leptosia nina, 1467 nucleotides long. The record is from the annotation of a GenBank genome assembly. Lineage: Eukaryota; Metazoa; Arthropoda; Insecta; Lepidoptera; Pieridae.
AUGGCAAAGCCACUUUUAAAAAUAGCAUUUUUGCUCUUGUUCAUAACUGCUAUCGUAAUCGACGGUAAGAAGCUUUCUGGAAGCCGAAGUUCUGGACGCAGUUCCAAUAGGAAAACAAAUUAUAAACCUCAACCGGCACCUACUUCCUUCAGCUAUCCACAAGCGUCAGCCCCGAAACCCAGUCUAUUUGGUUGGCAAGAAAAGACAGCUCAAAAGACGAAAGUAUCUCAGUCGCAUCAGAUAAAGACCGGAAAUCAGGGUCACUCUUACCCUUCCAGUAACACUGGUCUUUCUGGUUCCGGUCCGCCUCAACAGACGGCUGUGCAACAAGAACAUAUUCAACGUAGUAACACUCCAAAUCAACAAUCAGCCCAGCGACCUCCAUCGCCGAGUCAGACUAACGGCCACGCUUAUCCGGCUUCUAAUGGACUAUCAGGAUCCGGUGGCACCUAUCCGCAAGGCCCCGGUUUAUCUGGAUCGAAUGCAGCGCCACCCUCGUAUCAAUCUGCCAACUCACAAAGAGCACAGUAUCCGGUAAAUAAUAUGCAAAGCAACCACCCAACUAACAUUGCAAAUAACUACAAUCCUAACGGACAACCACCGCCGUACACAGCCUAUGGCAAUAAUUAUAAUCACCAAGGCCCUCCACCGCCCUAUACUGGUUAUGGACACGGUUACAGUGGUUAUGGGGGACAUCAUGGAUUUGGAGGUCCUGGGUCCUAUAGUCCACAAAUGCCGGGAUAUUUCGGUGGCUACGCCAAUAAAGGUUUUGGAGGUGUAGGUCGCUCCGGUAGUACAUUGGCCGGUGUGGGAUUAGCAGGCGCUGGAAUAGGUACCGUCCUUACUGGUCUUGCGCUAUGGAAUUUGGCUCGAUCAACAGGUCAUCACCAUCACACGGUUAUUUAUGACAAUAGAGGACAACCCGUAGCCGUGGCGCCUGAAAAUGGUACUGCUCCAGUGGAAGACUCAAUACUACGAGAUUUGGUUAAUUGUACGCUAACGAUCAGUAGCCCCAAUGCCACAGAGGUUAUUGCGAUUCCUUGCUCUAUUGCGACCUCUUUUAGACCAGACGCGGACGUAAAAGAUGAUAAAUUAGAAAAUGGGAACGACGACACUAAGUGCACUAUAACCGUUGUAACGAAAGAUUCUAGAGAGUUCAUGACGACCAUUCCUUGUUCGGUACUUCUUAGCACUGCGGCACAGAAUAACGUCACGGAACCGCCAGUAUUUGUAACGGAAGCGCCUUUGAAUGGAACUGUCUUAUAUGAUGAUAGCGGCGAUUCAAAUUCACCGAAAGCCCUAAAAUUGGCGAGCGACUAUGACGGUAGAGACUCGACCGUCGCAUUGGACUGUACUUCGGAACCAGGUGAAAUUCGAGACCCAAUCAAUCCAUGCUACAGUGUGAAACACAACUUGACCGUGAUACCUUUAAGCACACCUGCACCAAUUACUAGUUCAACUGUAUAA